This is a messenger RNA of Oncorhynchus tshawytscha (Chinook salmon), 1488 nucleotides long. It is a transcript of the gene txndc12, whose product is annotated as thioredoxin domain containing 12 (endoplasmic reticulum). Gene Ontology annotation, cellular component: endoplasmic reticulum. The record is from RefSeq and is a predicted model, not a curated record. Bases 62 to 577 code for a protein of 171 amino acids. The transcript has 7 exons. Lineage: Eukaryota; Metazoa; Chordata; Actinopteri; Salmoniformes; Salmonidae.
CGGUUUAUUUCACCGUGCGCGCUCUUAGUUUGUUGGAAGAAAGGCCGACACAGCUACAAAUAUGCAGUCCCCUCUUGUCAACAUCGCUUUGUUGUCCUCUUAUGUUUUAUUUUCUCUGUCUCAUAUUCAGAAGGUUGCAGCUGAGGCGAAUGCGAGAGGGUUCGGAGACAACAUCCACUGGAGGAGUCUGGACGAUGGGAAGAAGGAGGCAGAGGCCAGUGGUCUACCACUGAUGGUUAUCAUUCACAAGACCUGGUGUGGAGCCUGCAAAGCUCUGAAGCCCAAGUUCGCCGAAUCCAAGGAGAUCUCUGAGCUGGCUCACAACUUUGUCAUGGUCAACCUGGAGGAUGAGGAGGAGCCUAAAGAUGAGGCAUAUAGUCCUGAUGGUGGAUACAUCCCCAGGAUAAUGUUCCUAGACGCCAGUGGUAAAGUCCACCCUGAGAUCACCAACAAAAACGGAAACCCGAACUACAAGUACUUUUACAGCAACGCAGACCAAGUUGUGUCUGCUAUGAAGCAAGCUCAGGAGAAGUUGACAGGAGAUGCCUUCAGGACCCACAUUGAAGACGAGCUGUAAGGUGGUAGGAUAGGUGGGGAGAGAAGGCUGCAGAGUUCUAGCUGAAGUGUCCUCGUUCACCUCACUCUCACAUGCUUACUGCACUCCGAAGGCUUUUUAAACACAAGUGAGCAGAUGUACAUUUCAGGGCUCUCUUUCCAUCAGUGUGCAUUAGGUUGAUGCUUCCACUUUCUCUCCUCACCCUUAACCGGUUGAAAGUUACUGUCCAGAAACCAACUCUUUAAAAAACAUUUUUUUUUUUACAUUUGUUUCAGUACCUCACAAUCUGUAAGACCACAACACACUAGUUGUUUCAACUGUACAGUACUCUAGAGUGUGAAUGAAUGGGAGUCCCAUCUUGGUCAACCAAAGCAAACCGUCCAUCUGACACACAGGUGCACAAGUUUAGUUUCUCCAUCUAACUUGUUUUUAAUGGUAAACUUUUUGAUUUAAUCCAUCCACAUAGACAUUUAAUUUGAGGUUGAAUACGGGCCAUAUAACAACUCUGUAGGAGUUGAUCAACAGAACAGCUGGACCCAUAAACUGUCCUGCAUUUUAAAACACACACAAGACUUCAGAAGGUAAGAGUUCUCUUUCAACUUUAACGUGCUUCCAACGGUUCAUUUUUGAAACACUCGCUCCGUCAAUGUAUACAAGGGGCCUAGAAUUCUCUCUCCUUUUUUUUCAAAGCAGUAUAUCAAUAAUGUUGAAUCCAGCCAUUUUAUCUGGGGCAAAAUGUUCAAUUGCUAAAAAUGAUUGUGGACCCCCCUCCCCCAAGCGGCUCAUAAUUCUGACUGACUAGACCAAACUGCUUUCUGUGAAGAAUAGAAGGAACACUAGAUGUGAUAAGUCUUGUCAUGCUGUAUUUUUUUAUUUUUUUGUACAUGUAUGUACACAGCCAAGUGUUAAUAAAGUUUACUGGGUGGAAUGUG